This is a messenger RNA of Mya arenaria, 5373 nucleotides long. Its product is annotated as hemicentin-1-like. The record is from RefSeq and is a predicted model, not a curated record. Gene Ontology annotation, molecular function: protein binding. The transcript is spliced from 15 exons. The coding region runs from base 110 to 2992 and encodes 960 amino acids. Lineage: Eukaryota; Metazoa; Mollusca; Bivalvia; Myida; Myidae.
UAACAUUACCGCUUGUAUACAGCUUAAAUUGAGUUUUAAUCUUCCGGGUUCUCUUACUGGUCUUAAGUGUAGAAUAACCUAGGUUAACAUAGGUUGAAUGUAGUAAAGUAUGGAUUACGUACGUAUUGGAGUGAAAUAUGCCAUAGUAAUGAUAUUAAGGAUCUAUGUAGUGCAUACCCAAGAAUGCGAAAGGGUUUUUUCAUUACCAGCCACACAACCUGUACUAAAAUUCACUUUUGAACGUUCUCAUGAUGGAACUAUUCAGCUUCUACAGCCAGAAAAUAAUCCCAUCUUUGAAAUUUCGUGCCUCGGUACUUUAUGCUACAGUGAUCAGUACUUAAACUGCAGCCUCGCACCGACUAGCGACAUCGGUUCUGGCAACUUUCACAUCAAACUCAACAGUUUUGGGAACGGGCAGCAAGGAAUGUAUAAAUUUACCAUUGGUGGAGGAACAACGGUGUUGAAAUGCAUCAAUCUACACUUGCUAGGUACACCCAAUACUCCCAGCAUAAGCCCGAACAGAGUGCCUCAUGAAGAUGAAAAAGUGACAUUGACGUGUCGAAGUACAUCUACAACUGAUCCCCCGGGACACGGCUUGGUGAUGCGUUACGCCUGGACCAAAGAUGGAAUUACAUUAUCAUCAGGGGGAAGGUUCACCUUACUACCCAAUACCGCCGCUAUGUUGACCAUAUCCAACGUCAAACAGAGUGACGAACUGUCACAGUUCACGUGUACGGCUACGGAAGAAAUGGGCCUGCCAUCUGACAGCAGCGCAGCCUUCCAGAUCACCAUUUAUUACGGUCCCAAUAAUAUGGCCUUUAACUCAACCGGCGAUUCUAUUGCCCUACGUGAAGGGGAUAGAUUUUCUUCAAUAGCGUGUGUUGCAGAUUGCAAGCCUUCAUGCACCUUCAGAUGGACGAAGGGUCAAACUUCUGUGAGCACUUCAGCAGUACUGGACCUCGGUGUCGUUAGUAGAGAUGACCAAGGAGAAUACACAUGUACUGCUACUCAUUCCGUCUAUACGGUGUUUACUGAUACCAAGCCGUAUCCAAUCACUGUCAUAUAUGGUCCAGACACGGUAUCCCUAUCACCUCCUUCAACAAUAUAUACGAAGAGCGAGCAUGACCCCCUAGGAGAAAUAUUCUGCUCUGCAGUUUGUACUCCCGAAUGUGCGUACACUUGGUCAAAAGAUGACACUUCCGAAACGUUACGGAACAAUGCAAUCUUAAAUCUUGGUCAACUUUCAAGACAAGAGGCAGGGUCGUAUAUCUGUACUGCUACAAACCCUAGCUCAUCCGCAACACGAAAUGGUUCCACUGUGGUUGUGGAGGUCAUAUACGGUCCUGAUGCUGUGACAUUAAAUGUACCAAGCGUCUACUCAGUAUCAGAAGAAGCCACCGUCAGUAACAUAGAAUGUUCAGCCGACUGUUGGCCAGGUUGUGUCUUCACUUGGACUAACGUGACAGGAAGUCAAUUAAUCAGUUCCUCAAACGUCCUGGUGUUUGGGAGAGCGGAUCGCUACGACGCUGGUGAUUACAGUUGCUUGGCAAAGAACUCUGCAAAUCAGUUGUCUGGAGAGGCAGAAAAACACUUCACCCUUCGUGUUCAAUACGCACCUGAAGUUUUUAUAAGCAUGUCGAAUAUCUUAUGGACGGAAAACACCCCGCUCGACCUUCGGUGCAAGGCGUCAGGUGAACCAGAUAUUUACAACUUUACCGGCUUUGUACAGCGAGUCGUAGAUGUGGUGGUCCCCAACAGUCACAUACAGAGCCCGGGGGUUAGGGAUAGCAUAUCUGUCAACAUUCCCUCUCUCCAACUUCAGGAUACAGGGAUUUAUGAUUGCUAUGUUCAUAAUGGAGUUCCUGGUGUAAACAAACAACUCGUUCAAACUGCUUCACAAAGGAUCGAUGUCCAAGCAUCUCCAGUAAUAUUCUUGACAGAAAGUAGUUUUGCCGGAGAAACGUCAGAAAACAUCACCAUAGUUAUUCCCUUUGUCAGCAUUCCUGAAUAUACAACUUACAGCGUGUUAAAACACGAUGGACAACCGAUUUUUAAGAAUGAAAAAUAUACUUUACUAAUAAAAAAAGAUUUUGUUAAUGCUGUGUUCUACGGAGAAGAAGUCACUUUAGCUGGAAACGUUCUUGAAAUGAUAAUUAACGACUUGUCAGAAGAAGAGUUUGGUGUAUACAACGUACAGAUUACGAAUGAUAUAAAUACGGCAAAUUUCAGCAUCCAUGUAAUGGAUACAAGAAAACCGUCACCUCCAACGGAGCUAAAGCUUACAACAUUGAAUGACACCGUGAUUUUUGAGUGGACAAAGGGUUUCAACGGCGGACAUGAACAGACAUUUGUGUUGCAGAUGUCGCUUAAUCCAGAUGGUCCCUGGGUAAAUAGAACCAACAUUAUGGAAUCGGAAUCAAAGUAUAUUAAAUACACUGGAAGGUAUCAAGUAAAUCUUAAGAACCUAGACCCAGGAAUAUACUAUGCUAGGCUUGUGGCUGUUAAUCGUAUUGGAGCUGCGGAUCCAGUUACGUUCAAAGAAACAGUUGAGGUCGUGGAAUUGAGUGAAGAAGCUACACAUCAAACCAGCGUCGGGCCAGUUAUAGGAGGAACUGUUGGGGGAAUAAUCGCAGCACUAGUUGUGGUGGUAUUACUCAUACUCGUCAUUAGAAAAAAGUACACCUGUAUCUGCUUAUGUAAACUGGCCAAGCGGGAAGAUGUAUAUGAGGGCACAGAUACAGACAAUAGAAUUGAUACACAUAGUGCCGACGAUCCUGGACUUAACACAACUCAAACGUAUGAGGCCCUAUCUAUGACAAUGGACACCGUGGCGUAUGAUGAACUUAAAAUUGGAGUCAACGGAGCAAAUCACUUAGACGUGUUGAAUGCGUCUAGUGCAAAGCCACUUCCAUACUACGGGAAUGUCCAAACAGGAGAUACAACAGUGUGCAACAACAUCAUUCCAAAUACCCAGGUGCAGACAGUUCUUUAAGUGAAAGAAACAACUAAAACAAGGAACAUUAAGGAUAAGAAACCGUGUUAAGAUUGUAUUGUCAUGAUACGUCCCAACAAACACCAAAGGCUAACAUUAAAGUUUGAAGCAAAAAUGUUUUUAAUCUUUGUUUAACUUAUUUGACUUUGUUGAUCGAAACAAAGAAUAACAUAAGAUUUUUGAACAUUUAAAAAUUUAAAACACACACUUAAAAAGCGCCAAAAUAUCGCUUAUAUGAUUGUACUCAAAUCAUAUCCUUUUUUGCUUUGCUUGGAUCAUUUAAGUUAAAUGAGUUAAAUAUCACAAUGCAUUAACACUUUACAUUAAAAACAUUAAAAACAUGUUUUACAUCUAUCGAGUGUAACUUAUAAUGUGAUGUUUUGAAUUUGUCAAUGUAAUACAAAUUCGCGAACAACUUCAUUGUUUAGUUUUCUGAUCUGAACUUCGUUCUCAGGCGUGGUUGACCAGUGUUAAGCUGAAAGUUAGUCCCCCUUAAAAAAUUUAACUAAGACUUAAAUUAAGAUUGCCCAAAUCAAGAAAAAACAUCAGUUUGCUGUUCCAUUGUUAUUAAGACUGAAAUUAAGAUAGCCCAAAUCAUGAAAAAGCAUCAGUUUGCUGUUCCAUUUUUACUAAGACAAAAAUUAAGAUUGCCCAAAUCAUGAAAAUGCAUCAGUUUGCUGUUCCAUUGUUUUUAAUCUGUCUUUGAAAUUUGAGGGGCAAUUCCAUUUCCAUCAUGCGCUUAUUACCACAUGGCGGGAUAUAUUUGAUAUAAAAUUUAAACUAAUAUACUUCUGAAUUUUAAUAUUUCACCUAUAAUGGAUGAAUCCUCGUCUGCCCCCUUCCCCUCCCCCCUUCGCCCCCUUAGAUAUGCCUCUUUGUUAACACAAAUAACAUAAUGUGUAAACUUUCGUUCAUCCUUGCUUAUCAUAAUGCACAGUUACAGUUUGCCGGGUAGUUGUAACUUAUAUUUAAUCAUAUAAACCUCAUUCAUAGAAUACAUGUAGCCUUGUGAACCAAAUGUCAUUUUAUUUGAAAUGCAGUCCGUCCUGUGUCUUGCAUCUGUAUUUAUUUAGUAUAUAUUUACAGCACACAAAAAUGGCUGCAACUUACAGUCUGCGAACAACACAACCAUUUUUUGCUUUAGAUAAAUUAUUUAAUUCAGCAAACCAUUUGUUUACAUUUUAGUCUUUGUUACAUUUCACAAAUAAAUAUAUAUUAAAAUAUUAAAAUCACCAACACUUUGAAAUAAACAUACAUCAUAAAAUCCUAGUGAUUGUAAUAUAUCUAAAAUAACUUUUGUUAAUGACUAACAAUUUGGCUAUCAUUCUAAAUCUGUAUACGAUUUUGUUUAAACAGCUUUAACAUAUUUAAUAUCAUCGCAUUGAAAAAUCAUUAACAAAUAAGUAAUCACAUUUACAACUCCUAUUAUUAGUAAUGGUAUUCUACCAAGUUCUCCAUACUCAAAAUUGUUCUGAGUUUGGUUCUAACACGCAGUAUUUCUUAACAUAACUUGGAAUAAACUCUUUCUAACUUAAUGCUAUCUUGUAGACCCAAAACUACACCACCAUAGUUUAAAACAAGAUAUAUUUAUUUAUUUAUGAAACAAAGAUAAAUGAUGGCAUGUUGCUAUAGCAAAAAAAAUUUACUAGGUCUGAAUUAAGCUUGUAAAAAAGAAUUCAUAGCAUCCUGACCAAGUGUCAAACGUUGUGCUAACCCACCAGUGGUAAAUACUAUUCCUAGAUAAGUCAAUUUAUUCACAAUUUCAAACUCAAGCCCUUGAUACAAAAAUAUUAAAUUUCGCUUUUUUUUAAAUUAUUACCUUUGUUUUAUUUGCAUUUACACGAAUAUUUAUGUGAAAAACUAUCUAUAUCAGUAAUCUUAUAACAACAACAGGCCAUUUUGUAACUCAUUUUCAGAUUUUGAUAAAAUAGACUGCCCUAAAUACGUUUUCUUUUUGAAAAAAGAAGCUUAACCGAUUUUAAAAAUUAAGAUAGUUUUAUCAUUUGUGUACACAUUUCCGAUCUAUAAUGUAUUCAAAGUUGUACGAAAGCCAUGCCAAACAACAAUGGUAAAUGAUUAUAAUUAUGUUAACAACAACAUGACUUUACUUAUGAAAUAUGCAAACUCAUAUCAAAGAAAUUGUUAUUGCAUCCACUACAUCUAUAACUUAAAAGGGUUGAAUUUUUACAUUAUGAGCACGACGUUUUGAAUCAUUUGACUCAAACAGUCAUCAGGAAAAAGAAAUAAGUAGUUUAUAAUGACGUCACAUACACAAAUGGAUCCAACCAGCAACACACGUAAUCAUUUAUUUUUUCUAAUCAAUAGUUUAAUUAAUAAUUGUACAUUAAAAGGUAGUUCAAUCAUUUCUUGACUGUUGACUU